Messenger RNA from Sphaerulina musiva SO2202, 1059 nucleotides. RefSeq lists its product as uncharacterized. Bases 1 to 1059 code for a protein of 352 amino acids. Gene Ontology annotation, cellular component: perinuclear region of cytoplasm; endoplasmic reticulum; Golgi apparatus. Gene Ontology annotation, biological process: vacuolar transport; metal ion transport; positive regulation of protein ubiquitination. The transcript has 2 exons. The record is from RefSeq and is a predicted model, not a curated record. NCBI's taxonomy places the organism in Eukaryota, Fungi, Ascomycota, Dothideomycetes, Mycosphaerellales, Mycosphaerellaceae.
AUGAGCUCGCAACGCUACGAGCGAGUCGCAGCAGUAGACGACGAUGAUUAUGCCGGGUCUCACGCGCCAAUAGCAAUUCCUGAUUCGCCACCGCCGUCGUUCCGUUCUCACACCUCAUCCAGGCGACCGUCACGAGACAAUCACUCCAUCGAGGACGAGCGCGAACUCGACGAUGCAUUCGGUGCACCUUCCGACGACGAGGACGACGAUGAUGACACGCGCGAUCGAAGGCGAUUGAUUACAGGCCAGGAGGUGCCAUCAGGGCCAGCGCCGCCAACGAGGAGACCCGAAGCACCACAACGGGUGGUAACCGAGAUCCCGUCCUAUGUGCCCGCGCCAGCACCUACACCUGCAGCCGCUCCUGGUUCUUCAAAUGGUCGUGUAGUGGGUGGCGGACAAAAUGAUGGAGUGUGGGCGAACCUAAACGCGAAGCCUCGAGCUGGAGAUGAUGUUGAGGAGAAACCGCCGACAUACGAACAGGCUGCCGCCGAUGCCACGCCACCGUACUGGGAGACAACCGUGCUCUCGCCGUACAACAUGACUGGUAACCCUGAUGAUGUAUUUGUUGAUGGCCUAUUAGUCGGCAGCAUAUUCAGCUUCAUCUGGAAUGCUCUGAUAUCGAUGUCCUUCCAGUUGAUCGGAUUCUUGCUCACCUACCUUUUACACACAACCCAAGCAGCCAAGCAUGGAUCUCGAGCAGGCCUCGGCAUUACCCUGGUGCAGUAUGGAUUCCAAAUGCGAUACGCGAGCACAAUAGGCGGAGGUCAAUCCGAUUCCUCUCCUGGAGCACCAACAGAUGGGGUACCGGACGAUCCAAACUCGCAUGAUUUUGACCCUGGCCAAGUUACAGGAGGUGACAGUACUCCCGGCUCUGUGGGUCUCAGCACUACAGACUGGCUAUCGUAUGGUCUCAUGAUCGUGGGAUGGUUCAUCCUGAUCCGAGCUGUGAGCGACUUCCUCAAGGCACGACGGCAAGAAGCUCUGGUCCGGUCAUCGCCAGACCGAGGUCUCGGUGUUGCAAUCGUAGCAGAAAACGAGACACCUGCCCAAGCAGUCUGA